This is a messenger RNA of Nymphaea colorata (pocket water lily), 2599 nucleotides long. Its product is annotated as UPF0481 protein At3g47200-like. The transcript has a single exon. The record is from RefSeq and is a predicted model, not a curated record. Bases 762 to 2042 code for a protein of 426 amino acids. Lineage: Eukaryota; Viridiplantae; Streptophyta; Magnoliopsida; Nymphaeales; Nymphaeaceae.
GCGAGUAAUAUUCGAUCAGAUACCCAUGUUGUCUCAUCCCAUUCUCAAGCACUAAGGAUCAGAAGAGAACCAUAUUUUAACGCAUCAUUAUUGUCUGACUGGCUGAGCAGAAAAGUUCACCUUGUGCAACUUCGAAGAAGACCUGCCAACUGUCGAAGUUAUAAAAAGAAAUGAAGAAAAAUAAAAUGAAAUUGCCUCACUCUUCUAUUCCUUCUCAGAAGCACUAGUAUAAAGAUACGAUCAAUUCCGUUGCAAGGAACGAUGGUUCUCUCCCUCAUCUCUAUUUGAAUAAUCGAACAAAGAGAGGGAAGGAAAGAGCAGGUAGGUAUGGUAUCGUAAUUGGAAAAGGGUUCCCGGAGUUUGAAAGGAAAGCCACGUGAAAGUUUGCUUCCAAAGACCCCGUCCCAUCUCUCAACCCUUUUGUUUUGUUUUUUUUUUUUCGCUUUUCCUUUUUCCACUGGUUGCAUUCUGCAGUUCAUCACUUUUGAGUUCAACGUUAUGGAAAACUAUGCCUCCAUGCCAGCAAGAUUUAACUGGCAAAAGUUAAGCAAGGGAAGCUUCGAACAAGGACGUACCUGACCACUAAUGUUCCUUUCUUCCGGUGAAAUCAUGCAGGGGCAAGAACCUAUAAGUCACGAUGGUUAACGUCGACCGGAGUACCCCUGCUGGCUGCUGCGAACCACGUACGAGAGACACUACAGCCGACUGGGCGGGGAUUUGAGGUAGCCAACGCUGUAUCAUUAAUUAAUUAGGCGAACAAAAUGGUGGAGCAGAAGGAUUGGGUUGUCGACAUGGCGGCAAAACUCCAAAGCUACGACCCUGUCCAAGAGUCCAUAGCAUGGAAGAGCCGGUCGAUCUACAAGGUGCCUUCCAACCUGAUCAAUCUGACCAAGACGAAUGCCUACACUCCGGAAAUGGUGUCGUUCGGUCCUUAUCACCACGGCAGACCACAACUGAUGCCCAUGGAAGAGCACAAGCAGAGGGCGCUUUUCCACUUUCUCAGGAGGACCUCCAUAACCCUGGAGGCCGUCGUCGAUUGCAUAAAGCAGGUGGAGCAGCAGCUCGUGAACCACUACGACGAGCCGCCGGCAGUGGCCGGCCCCAGCUCCUUCGCGAAGAUGAUGGUUAUCGACGGCUGCUUCAUGCUGGAGAUCCUGCGGAUGAGGAAGGGGACGGGGGACUAUUCCCCCAGCGACCCCAUCUUCAGCAGCCACGGCAUGCUGUAUGCACUGCCCUACAUCAAGCGCGACAUGCUGAUGCUGGAGAACCAGAUCCCACUCCUGGUGCUCGACAGGUUGGUGGCCGUGGAGACGGGCAAGCCGAGGUCGGAGGAGGGGCACGUGCACAGGCUGGUGACGGACUUCUUUUCGCUGCGGCCCCUGAGCCGGGGAGGCGGGGAGGGGCUGCACGUGUUGGAGGUAUUCAGGAGGGGGCUGAUAGAAGGGAGGCCGGCGGGGCUGCCGCAUCCUCCGUCGGAGGAGCCGGAGCUGAUCGUGCGGAGCGCAGUCGAGCUGUACGAGGCGGGGAUACGGUUCAAGAAGAGCAAGACGAGGAGCCUGAGAGACAUCGACUUCAAGCACGGGGUGCUGCGGCUGCCGCGGAUCACGGUGGACGACACGGCGGAGUCGAUGCUGCUGAACCUGAUGGCGUACGAGCGGAUGCACGUGGGGGCGGGGAACGAGGUGAGCUCCUACGUCUCGUUCAUGGACACGCUCAUCGACUCCGCCAAGGACGUGGCGAUGCUGCAGUCGAAGGGGAUCAUACUGAACGCGCUGGGGAGCGACAAGGCGGUGGCCAAGCUGUUCAACGAGCUGUCCAGGGAGGUGACCAUCGACCCUUCCUCCAAGCUGGGGGAGGUGCAUCGCAGGCUGGGCAGGUACUCCACCCAGAAGCACAACAUGUGGCGGGCAAACCUCAUCCACACCUACUUCAGGAACCCCUGGGCCAUCCUAUCCCUCGUUGCCGCCGUCGUCCUUCUCGCCCUCACCAUCGCCCAGACCGUCUACUCCGCACUCGGUUACUACCACGAUUUGAAGAAGUAAAUCUCCCCCUCCCCACUCCCUUCCCAUCAACUUCCUUCUGCUCGACGUGAUCACAACCUCGCCCCUUCCUUCCUUCUGCAACGCACUCCUGCACGUUCAUUUGCCGUGUCACUCUUAAUUCCUUUUCCCUUUUCCUUCUUUUGUUCGGAUUUCAGAUGGCGUGCCAUGUUUGGCUUUUGCUUUCCUUGGAUAUUGCCCAGGUGUGGAGAUUUCUGGUCUAGUCUAUCAGAGUGUCGACCCAAGUCGCUGGUCGUCGCUUGUCAAAGUUUUCUUUUUUUUCAUCCUUACAGGUUUACCUAAUUUACAUAUUUGAUGAACCCUAUACACACUGCGACAUGUACACAAAUGAAAUAUACCAUCAAGCAACAUUCAUCAAAUGAACAGACAGAUUCAUCUGCUAUUUCUCUUUCUUCAUUUCUUCCUUCCUCUGGUUUUUCUUUUCAGCUCCUCUUGCAAUCGCAUUAAUUUUUGCCCAUAAACUUCAGACCAGUCUUUACCAUCAAUGGAGAGAGAGAGAGAGAGAUUAGAGUUUUGAAUUUCUCUCCUUUAAAAAAUUU